Molecule: messenger RNA, 5062 nt
Organism: Mastomys coucha (southern multimammate mouse)
Lineage: Eukaryota; Metazoa; Chordata; Mammalia; Rodentia; Muridae
Gene: Skor1
Product: SKI family transcriptional corepressor 1
Exons: 9
Coding region: 1608-4376 (922 amino acids)
Biological process (GO): negative regulation of BMP signaling pathway; negative regulation of transcription by RNA polymerase II
Cellular component (GO): nucleus; transcription regulator complex
Molecular function (GO): RNA polymerase II cis-regulatory region sequence-specific DNA binding; SMAD binding; DNA-binding transcription factor activity, RNA polymerase II-specific
Source: RefSeq, a predicted model, not a curated record
AUCACGAGCCCGCAGCCCCCGCGCCGGCCGCCGCGGCCGCUUCUUUCGUUGACUUCUCCUUUAGACUGUGUGGCGGUUGUUUCUAUCCUAACAAACGACUCCACAGCCUAGCUGCCACCGUUGCCCGCCUUCCGCCCCCUUACCCUCGCUAGGCUCGCCCCUCGAGCCACAGGAGCCGGCCAGGGGGUCCCCGUGCCGUCCUGACCGCUGCUCCUUGUCGCUAAGUGCGGCCCUUCGUUGGUGCUUUCUUCUUUGGCCCUCGAAAUGCUGUUUCCUUCCAAGGGUUCCUCACUUCUCCGGGCUCCAAGGCCAGAAGCCCGUUGGGAAAACCCCUUGGGGACUCAGAACCCCAAGCUUCAGUUGGACGCUCCUGGCUCAGGGUGUCCUCUUCACUGUAUGAGGGCCCGGUACAUUUGCCCAGAGAACCCAGAAGCCAUCGUCAUUUCCCACAGCUGCGCGCCCCCUUAGCCACCUCCGCAGCCUGUCUGAGAACCGUCCCUGGGACGCCUGGCUCGCCUUGUUGACCCCUCAGCUAGGGAGUUAGGACAGUGGUCUGCUUGCCUCCUAACAUGUUACCGGGGGACUUCAGUGUCAGAGGAGGAUCAACUUGCCUCAGUUUGACUGGAAGAGAUGAAACAGAUAAUAAAUAGGUUGAUACAUGAACAAGAUACAAGAUAGAUGGGAGAAAGAGCGGUGAGCUGGCAGCGACAGACAGCUCAGGGACAGAUAAGAUCGACAAAUAAGCAUCUAAGCAAACAGAGGGAGGGAAAGAGACCUGCAGGCCGAAGAUGCCAGGUUCUUAGCUGAAGGCUUUGGAAUUCGGACCCCCUGUUAAACUGAAGCUAUCCCUCUGAAACGGAUUUGCCUUUCCAGCCAAGUUCGGGGGAGGGAGUCCUAGGGACUGGAUUGGGCGGCAAGAGCGCCUGCCGCCCUGCACUGGGUUGGAGCCCUGAGUGUCUGAAGACACGUGUCUGGGCGACCUAGAAGGCCCUAAACAUCAAUUCCUAGGUCCUCCACCAGGACACAGCAUCCUCUCUGCCUUCUCCAGAGAUCAAAGCGAGAGACCAGCAGCAACUUUUUAAUACCUGGAGUUUUACCAUGGCUUCCAAGAGUGGCCAAGAUUCCUUCUAGCCCACAAGAAUUGAUAUCUGGGCAUGAAAGAGGCUCAAAGAGGAGUCACCCCCACAAAAGGAGCAGCCCAGAGCCUUGAGGAGCCUGUGUUUGGUCUGAGUAAGAAAAGCAUGUGUGAAAGAGGAAAGAAAGCUCAGGGACAUGUUUCCAGAGCUAAGAAGUGACUCCAGAGAAACGUCUGUCCCAAGCGCUGACCCAGAGGGGAGCCAGCUUUAGUCUGGAAUGCAGCUAAAAAUGCAGAAAAUGUGGUUAGAAACUGCGUGAUCCCGGCCUAACUGAUGGCUGGCAAGAAAGCGUUUUGUAAACCCAGCUGGACACUUUCUGCUCAAGGAACUCCGGGCUCAAGGCGUCAGAAGAGAUAGGUUUGUGCAAAUCGGUACUGUUGUCCCUGGAAGCCGGUCAUCGCGAGGAUAGGUGCAGUGGGGGCCACCCGAGGUCGUGGUGCACGCGACAAGCUUUGGAAAGGGAGCGGCGGCAUGGAGGCUCUCACCACUCAGCUGGGGCCGGGACGCGAGGGCAGCUCCUCUCCCAACUCCAAGCAAGAGUUGCAGCCCUACUCGGGAUCCAGCGCCCUUAAACCUAACCAGGUGGGCGAGACGUCGCUCUACGGGGUGCCCAUCGUGUCGCUGGUCAUUGAUGGGCAGGAGCGCCUGUGCCUAGCCCAGAUCUCCAACACCCUGCUCAAAAACUACAGCUACAAUGAGAUCCACAACCGCCGCGUGGCCCUGGGCAUCACGUGCGUGCAGUGCACGCCGGUGCAGCUGGAGAUCCUGCGUCGGGCCGGGGCCAUGCCCAUCUCCUCUCGCCGCUGCGGUAUGAUCACAAAAAGAGAGGCCGAACGCCUGUGCAAGUCGUUCCUGGGCGAGCACAAGCCACCCAAACUGCCCGAGAACUUCGCCUUUGACGUGGUGCACGAGUGCGCGUGGGGCUCUCGGGGCAGCUUCAUUCCUGCCCGUUACAACAGCUCUCGUGCCAAGUGCAUCAAGUGCGGUUACUGCAGCAUGUAUUUCUCCCCCAACAAGUUCAUCUUCCAUUCGCACCGCACACCCGACGCCAAGUACACUCAGCCCGACGCCGCCAACUUUAACUCGUGGCGUCGGCACCUCAAACUCAGUGACAAGUCGGCCACGGACGAACUGAGCCACGCUUGGGAGGACGUUAAGGCUAUGUUUAAUGGCGGUACGCGCAAGCGGACCUUCUCCCUGCAAGGGGGCGGCGGAGGCGGCGCCAAUAGCGGGUCUGGCGGUGCAGGGAAGGGCGGCGCUGGUGGAGGUGGCGGUCCGGGGUGCGGCUCAGAGAUGGCCCCAGGUCCACCGCCCCACAAAAGUCUGCGCUGCGGCGAAGACGAGGCGGCUGGGCCUCCCGGGCCACCUCCACCGCAUCCACAGCGCGCACUCGGCCUGGCGGCGGCAGCUAGUGGCCCUGCGGGACCUGGAGGACCUGGGGGCAGCGCGGGGGUUCGCAGCUACCCGGUGAUUCCAGUGCCCAGCAAAGGUUUUGGCCUCUUGCAAAAGCUGCCCCCGCCUCUUUUCCCGCAUCCUUACGGUUUCCCCACAGCCUUCGGCCUAUGUCCUAAAAAGGACGACCCUGUGUUGGUCGCCGCAGAACCCAAGGGAGGCCCUGGCACCGGGAGCGGUGGGGGCGCUGGCACCGCCGCGGGUGCUGGUGGCCCGGGAGCUGGCCACUUGCCCCCAGGAGCAGGGCCGGGCCCUGGUGGCGGCACAAUGUUCUGGGGACAUCAACCUUCCGGCGCAGCCAAGGACGCAGCGGCGGUAGCUGCGGCAGCCGCCGCCGCCACUGUGUACCCGACGUUUCCCAUGUUCUGGCCAGCAGCCGGGAGCCUCCCGGUGCCUCCUUACCCGGCCGCGCAGAGCCAAGCUAAGGCCGUAGCGGCCGCGGUGGCUGCGGCUGCUGCUGCUGCGGCGGCGGCGGCUGGCGGGGGCGGUCCGGAGUCUUUGGACGGUGCGGAGCCCGCUAAAGAGGGCAGCCUCGGUACGGAGGAGCGCUGCCCGAGCGCUCUAUCCCGCGGGCCCCUAGACGAGGACGGUGCGGACGAAGCGCUGCCCCCGUCCCUGGCUCCCCUUCCCCCGCCGCCACCGCCACCUGCCCGCAAAAGCUCCUACGUGUCAGCCUUCCGACCCGUAGUCAAGGACGCGGAGAGCAUCGCUAAGCUCUACGGCAGCGCGCGCGAGGCCUAUGGCUCCGGACCUGCUCGUGGGCCAGUGCCGGCCACCGGGGCCGGUGGGGGCUAUGUGAGCCCGGACUUUCUGAGCGAGGGCAGCUCCAGCUAUCAUUCUGCCUCGCCCGACGUGGACACCGCGGACGAACCGGAGGUGGACGUAGAGUCCAACCGCUUCCCCGACGAGGAGGGAGCCCAGGACGACACCGAGCCCAGCGCACCCAGCACGGGAGGUGGCCCAGACGGCGACCAGCCUGCUGGGCCCCCAUCUGUCACAUCCUCAGGCGCAGACGGCCCCACAGACUCUGCGGAUGGCGAUAGCCCUCGCCCUCGCCGCCGCCUCGGGCCACCGCCCGCUAUCAGAUCCGCAUUCGGGGACCUGGUGGCCGAGGAUGUGGUGCGGAGAACUGAGCGGAGCCCACCCAGCGGCGGCUAUGAGCUGCGAGAGCCUUGCGGGCCCCUGGGAGGCCCCGCAGCGGCCAAGGUGUACGCUCCUGAGAGGGACGAACACGUGAAGAGUACGGCGGCGCUGGGGCCCGCGGCCUCGUACCUCUGCACCACAGAGACCCACGAGCCAGAUAAGGAAGACAAUCACUCGACGACAGCCGACGACUUGGAAACCAGAAAAUCCUUUUCUGACCAAAGGAGUGUCUCUCAGCCAAGCCCCGCAAAUACAGAUCGAGGUGAGGAUGGGCUCGCUUUGGAUGUCACAGGAACUCAACUGGUGGAGAAAGAUAUCGAGAACCUGGCCAGAGAAGAAUUGCAGAAAUUGCUUCUGGAGCAAAUGGAGCUUCGGAAGAAGCUGGAGCGGGAAUUCCAGAGUCUCAAAGAUAAUUUUCAGGAUCAAAUGAAGAGGGAAUUGGCUUAUCGGGAAGAAAUGGUGCAACAGCUGCAAAUUGUCAGAGAUACCUUAUGUAAUGAGCUGGACCAGGAGAGGAAGGCCCGCUAUGCCAUCCAGCAGAAAUUAAAAGAAGCUCACGACGCCCUGCACCACUUCUCCUGCAAGAUGCUGACACCCCGGCACUGCACAGGCAACUGCUCCUUCAAGCCUCCGCUGUUGCCCUAGCGCUGGCUUGGCCGCGCCCACGCGCCCUCAAGCCAUGCUGCCCCUUUCUGUAAAUACCCGCUGCAGUGGCGGCCCAGAGCGAGGAACAAGCCAUUAGGACCGUUGUAAAUACAGCCGCCCGCCCGCCGGUCCCCAGCCGGGCUCCGCUGGGUUUCCCACUGUAAAUACUGCUUCGCCCCUCCUUUGAACUCCAGGGCAUCAGACCUCAAGGGGUAAACUGGACCCACCGGGGAAAGAAAGGUGAGAGGGGAGACCUCUUCCACGACCCCUCCCACUCCAGCCUGGGACCCGGAAUGUGAAUAUAAUGUAGCAUCUUCGCUGGCUACGGCCGGCCGUGUGCUCCCCGUCCUGUCCACUUCUGAAACUCUUGUUCCUAACGACAACGUGGCUAUGUGCAAUGGAGAUAAACGGACUGUGAGUCUCUUGGUUCAGUAUUAGGUUCACUUUAUUUAUACUGUAAGUUAUUUUACUUCCCCCAGGCCCCUUUCCAGUCCUCGUUUUACAUUCAUUCCUCUUUGGAUUUGCUUUGUGAUUUUGUUGUUGUUGUUGAUGUUGUUGUUGUUGUUGUGUAAAGUAACAGCACUUUAAAAGGGCGACAACUGACUCACGAGAUGGUGACCAUCUUGAGCCUAUUUGGGGAGACCUGUAUCCGUGACUUUUGUUUUUAAUAAAAAAGAAAAAAAAAA